This is a messenger RNA of Galendromus occidentalis (western predatory mite), 1071 nucleotides long. Its product is annotated as unconventional prefoldin RPB5 interactor. Lineage: Eukaryota; Metazoa; Arthropoda; Arachnida; Mesostigmata; Phytoseiidae. Bases 148 to 1071 code for a protein of 307 amino acids. The transcript is spliced from 4 exons. Gene Ontology annotation, molecular function: chromatin binding; phosphatase inhibitor activity; transcription corepressor activity. The record is from RefSeq and is a predicted model, not a curated record. Gene Ontology annotation, biological process: negative regulation of transcription by RNA polymerase II; negative regulation of phosphatase activity.
CGAGCAACAACGCGCGAGCGAGUGGCGGAUAACAUUGAUUCGAUAUUCCCAUAACAAUUUAAUUGACAUCGUUCCGGUAUGAGAUAUGAUUGAGCGACGAAAUUCCCAGAAAACAUAAUCUUUGGUGACCCGUUCUCUUGGAACGAGAUGGAACGCCUGCUGGCCGAACAGCAUCGAGCGAUUGCAGCAGUUGAGCAAUCUCUGCAAGAAUUCGAAUCUAUUGAAGAGAACUACAAACAGCUGCUCGAAAGGCUCGAAAAUUUACCGAAGAAAAUUCGGCACGAUGUCACGGUACCGCUCAACUCGGUGGGAUUCUUCCGAGGAGAGCUCGUCCACACAAACGAAAUCACGGUCCUCUUGUCGUCCGAGUAUCUCGUGCAGGUUUCGGCUACGAAGGCUGCGGAGAUCGCGUCCAGGAGAAUCGAUGAAUGUCGACAACGCCAGGCAAAAGCUCGGGAGGAAAUCAAACACUUCGAGGAGUGGAAAAACUUCACGCAGCGCGAUAUAGAAGAGAAGACAACCGCCGUUGACAUCAAAGAGGACUUCGACGAAGUCAGGGAAGCGGAGUGGCGCGAGGAGCAUGCCAAGAGAGUUCGAGAGGAGCGUACUCGGGAGCGCAAGGCCAUGCGACAUGCGGUGGACGAUGCCUCCUUGCUGCAGCGGCUCGAGGAACUGGAGAUUCAAGAGGAGCUCGAAAAGUAUGGUCGGAAAGUCGAGAACCCUCCGCCAACAUCGGAUCAUCGAGAUGCGCUCCCCAUCUGGGAAAGUGAAGACAAAGGCAGCUCACCCCCUGGGGACGAGGACGAGCCAAGCACGUCGGGCGGACCGAGGAGCAUUUUGAAAAGAACCACAUCGAGCGGCAGCCUCAAAUCUGUUCGCUUCGAUCAUCAUGAGGAUGAAGAGAAACCCAUUGACAGUGACGAUAAUGACGAGCCGGAUCCGGAGUCGGAUGAGGCCGAGCCCGACGCUUUCACCGGACUCAUCAUCGAGAGAGAUGUGACGGGGAAAGUCGUGCAAACUGUGGGCGGAGAGCCGAGAAAACAAUCGCGAUUCAAAGCUUCUAGACGAUGA